Molecule: messenger RNA, 4020 nt
Organism: Calidris pugnax (ruff)
Lineage: Eukaryota; Metazoa; Chordata; Aves; Charadriiformes; Scolopacidae
Gene: COL28A1
Product: collagen, type XXVIII, alpha 1
Exons: 36
Coding region: 127-3639 (1170 amino acids)
Molecular function (GO): serine-type endopeptidase inhibitor activity
Source: RefSeq, a predicted model, not a curated record
ACAAAACAUAUUUCCCUUUUAUGACCUACUGGACCUGUGUUCUACUCUGACAGCUUAUUCAACCCACAGUUUGCUUUUUGAAUGCCUUCAAAGGAAGGAAAAGCCUAAUUUGGGCUCAAAGUCAAUAUGUGGAAAAAUAUUUUCUUUUGCUUUUUACUUCUGGCUGUGACAACAAACCAGAUGGUACUUGGGCAAAACAGAAAGAAAGGCAGAAAUUCUUACUCCCUUGUGCAAAAUGAUGAAGGUGAUACGUGUCUCAUUGAUACACUGUUUAUCUUGGACAGCUCAGAAAGUGCCAAAAAUCAGUUGUUUGACUUACAGAAGAAUUUUGUUCAAAAUUUAAGUGAAAGCAUUUUCCAGAUGAAGCCAGUUAAGUCUCAGAAGUAUAAUGUCAGACUAGCGAGUAUGCAGUUCAGCAGCACAGUCAGAAUUGACCAGCCCUUCACAGCCUGGAAAAACCUGCAGAAUUUUAAAGAGAAAAUCAUGUCUCUGGGCUUUAUUGGCCACGGCACCUACUCCUACUACGCGCUUUCCAACGCCACUCAGCUGUUUAAAACAGAAGGUCGUAAGAGAAGCGUGAAAGUGAUUUUUUUGAUGACGGAUGGUGUGGAUCAUCCCAACAGCCCUCAUGUCCAGGGUAUAGCCACAGCAGCCAGGAGUCUCGGCAUACAUUUUUUUACUAUUGGCCUUACUAAGAAGAAAGUCCAAGACGAAAAGCUGCGGAUGAUAUCUGGUGAUUCAUCUUCUAAACGCGUCUUGUGCCUGGAUGAUCAGAACCUGAUUGUUGAUGUAGCAUUGGAAUUGGAAGCCUUGCUUCAGAAACAGUGUAUGCGGAAGAACUGUGUGUGUGAAAAGGGAGUAAAAGGAGACAAAGGUGACUCUGGAAGUGCUGGUAGCAGAGGGGAAAGAGGUGAGCCAGGACCCAAAGGAAACAAGGGCGAUGCUCAAAAAGGAGAUGCUGGAGAAAAAGGUGAAGAGGGAGCUCCUGGCUACAAGGGAGACAAGGGGGAAAGAGGCGAAUGUGGAUCCCCAGGAAUAAAAGGGGAAAGAGGUUUGGAAGGUCCUUUUGGCCCCAGGGGACCUCGAGGACCUCAGGGUAUCAGUGGACCUCCAGGGGAGCCAGGCCCAAAAGGUAUUCAAGGAAGCAAGGGAGAGCAAGGCCCUCUAGGUCCCUAUGGUCCUCCAGGACCCCCCGGUGUUGGACAGCCCGGACCCAAGGGUGCUCGAGGUCAAGAAGGUAAAAUUGGAUUCCCAGGACCUCCUGGAAUUGGUGAACCAGGAUUACCUGGACCACGUGGCCCUGAUGGUCUGCCAGGUGAGAAAGGUCUACCAGGAGAGGGCAUUCAAGGCCAAAAGGGUGAAAAAGGCUCUGAAGGUGUAGCCGGUCCUCCUGGACUGCCAGGUCAACAAAUCAAAGGUGACAAGGGUGAACAAGGCCAAGUAGGACCACAGGGCCCAGCAGGACCACCAGGAAUAGGCAAUCCAGGAAGCCAGGGUGUACAGGGUCCACAGGGAAACCCUGGGGCAAAAGGAUCUAAAGGUUUUGGGCUGCCAGGUCCAAAGGGUCAACCAGGUGAACCUGGACAAAAAGGGGAACCGGGACCUCCAGGAAUUGGUGUGCGAGGACUUAAAGGAGAUAUAGGUCUGUCAGGACUCCCAGGAGAGAGAGGGGUGCAGGGAGAUCCUGGGAAGACAGGGAAAAAGGGAGAAAAAGGAGAUCAAGGUCCCAGAGGCCCGGAAGGAGCCCCCGGCAAAGGAGAUGUGGGCCAAAAGGGCGACCCCGGAGAAAAAGGAUCCCAAGGACCGAUUGGUUCUAAAGGAGCACAAGGCCCAGCUGGACCAAAAGGAGAACCAGGAGAGAGAGGACCACCUGGUGUUGCUGGAUCAUUGAUUCAGGGACCUGCUGGACCAAAGGGGGAUCCAGGACCCAAGGGACCACCGGGAGAUGAUGGACUUCCUGGAAAUUCAAUAAUGGGACCAACGGGUAACCGGGGACUACCUGGGCUACCUGGACCCCGUGGAGCAAAAGGCGAUGGCCACAAAGGUGAACCUGGACCUCCAGGACCAGCAGGACCCCCAGGACCGGCAGGCCCAAAAGGCGUGGGAGAUGCUGGACCAAAGGGGGACCGUGGGAUGAGAGGGUAUCCUGGGCCACCGGGGCCACGGGGCAGCGGGACAGUUGGUCCCAAGGGUGCUAUGGGACAGAAAGGCUUGCCUGGUCCACCCGGUCUCCCUGGCGACAGCAUACAGGGAAGCAAGGGAGAAAAAGGAAAUCAAGGUUUGCCUGGCCUAAAGGGAUCGAUAGGAAUUGGCCUUCCUGGACCAAAGGGAGACUAUGGAGAUAAAGGUGAUCCAGGAAGCAAAGGAGCCAAAGGAGAGAUUGGAGACCCAGGACCUCCAGGACCAAAGGGAAUUUGGGGAAGAAAAGGUGAACCUGGCCUUUCGAGAGAAGAAGUUAUCAGACUUAUCAGUGAAAUCUGUGGGUGUGGUAUCCGAUGUAGGAUAACACCACUGGAACUAGUAUUUGUCAUCGACAGCUCAGAAAGUGUUGGGCCAGAUAACUUUGGUAUCAUCAAAACUUUCAUGAAAACGGUCAUUGACAAGGUGUCGGCCAACCACGCCACAACCCGCAUCGGCAUUAUCAACUUCAGCCAUAAAGUGGAGCUGGUGUCUUCUCUGAAGCAAUACUCCACCAAAGAACUCCUGAAAUCGGCCGUCAACAAAAUGCCCUACUUGGGUGAAGGCACCUACACGGCUUCCGCUGUCCAAGAAGCCAUUCGGCUGUUCCAGGCGGCGCGCCCGGCGGUCAGAAAGGUGGCCGUGGUGAUAACAGACGGACAGGCGGACGCCCGGGAUGAGGUCCAGCUGGAUACUGUCAUCAGAGAGGCCCACGCCACCAACAUCGAGAUCUUUGUCAUCGGGAUCAUUCAAAGGACUGAUCCUCAUUAUGAUGAUUUCCUGAGGGAAAUGCAGCUCAUUGCAACCGACCCUGACGAAGAACAUGUUUACCAGAUAGAUGACUUCAUGACGCUUUCAGCUCUUGAAAAUAAACUGAUCACAAAAAUCUGUGAGAAUGUGUCCGAAAUCUACGCCAGAAAAGAGAAUGUUUUGUCUCCGUCUCCGAGCCCGGAAUCUGAAAUUGCUAAUGAAGAUACCACUAAUAGCCACUUUCCAAAAAUUACUACUUCGGAGAUUUAUACGCUCCCUACGGAAGGAAUUAGUUUUCCAGCCCCUGAGCCCAGAGAGAAUGUUGAUUUGCAGCUGAGCCCACCCAGGACCAGGGAUAUGGGGCCACUGCCUCCUGCUCGGGAUCACGCCACGACCCCCUCUGCUCACAGAGAAGGGGGGAUUCCCCCGCUCUACCACAUGCCCGACGUCAGACCCGAGAGGCCAGUUGUCCAUUCUUGGGUCAACGUAACUGAAAAUCACCCAACUGUGUGGCAAACACAGGUAGCAACAGCCCAAAAAGAUCCGAGGUGCUCUGAGCCCAUGGCCCCAGGGGAUUGCCGGGACUACGUGGUGAAAUGGUAUUACGACAGGAACGGCAACUCCUGUGGCCAGUUCUGGUUCGGAGGUUGUGGUGGCACCAACAACAGGUUUGAAACAGAAAAAGAAUGUCGAGAAACCUGCAUCGACUGAUAAAGCUGACUGCUCUUCAGUGUUUUCAAAGCCAGAAGUUCGUGUCCAUGGAGGAAGAAAUGACUGAGAAGAAUCCAGAAGGCCGUGUUAACAUGAAUAUAUUACUGCCACGCUCUGCUGCUCCCCCACUCUGGCAUUCCCAUUAACCAAAUUCCCCUAUAACCUGUGUUACCUGCAACACCACGGCAACAACUUCCAACCGCACACACACACUCAGGAACAGACCUUUUCCCUCCAGAUUUAUAUUAACUUGUUACUACUGCAUGUGGGAACGAUGUAAUUCUCUUUUUAAGGACUAAAAUGUUGAAAGUGUUAAACAUUUAAUGACAGAGGUCUCUUAUUCUCUUGGAAGAAUAAAAUAUGCUCUAGUUUUAAACGUAA